AUGGCGCUUGUACCGCUGGCAGUGGACGAUCUGGAUCGAUUGCUGGUCGUCAAUGGAGCUCCAACAGGAGAACAAUCUGCCACAUACUGGGGACGAACCCAAUGGGAGCGUUACGGUCGGAUCUUUGAAUCUGUGGUAGUGACAAUUUUGGGUGUCAUCUUCAGCUAUUCUUUGUCUUUUGCCAUGGGAUCAUUCGCUGCGACCGUUUUGGGAUCCAUCUUUUUAUUUUGGUCCAUCUUUUCACCGCAGCUGCAAGCGUACCAACGGAAUUGGGAGCUUCGAGGAGGAAGAGAUUUGGUAGAUCCGUGGAUCGCAAACAUUGACACUGAAAGCGCAUUUGAUAGUGACGAUGAUGACGACGAAAGCAGCCGCCUGGGGCUUUUUGGUGCACUCUUCUUGGGCAGAAUAGGGGAUGUCUGUGUCGUCGAAGAAGCAUCCUCACCCAGCGAAGACGAGUUCGACUUGGAAGAUUUUGCUGAUUACGAAAUGGAAGCAGAUGAGCUGGAACAAUGGGCUGGGAGACCAUAUCUACUACGAGUCAAAGCAGAGGAUUCUGGUGGACGAACAUUGCAAGUUCAUGCCCGAAUGAGCGAGGAGUAUACCGACAUCGUUCCAGGGCAACCUGUGUUGGGCGUUAUGUUAAGCACAUCUCCAAAGUUCACGAGUCUUGCAGCUCUCACUGAUCUCUUUGUCCCCGACCUGGCAUGCUGGAUUGGAGACUAUCCUUAUCUUAACAGAGCUGAAACAGAACAGCUUCUGGCAACUGACGAAGAAAUAUGGGAACUGCUCCAAGCAGAGUCAACAAUCAAACAAUGGUAG
This is a messenger RNA of Seminavis robusta, 819 nucleotides long. NCBI's taxonomy places the organism in Eukaryota, Bacillariophyta, Bacillariophyceae, Naviculales, Naviculaceae. The record is from the annotation of a GenBank genome assembly.